AGGCAAUGAUGUCACCGCAAUCCAACACCGAGCUCGAUAUUCCACCUCAACUGCAACUUGCUGCAACUCAAAUACAUUGAUACCACCAGAGAGCAUCUCAAACAUUGCAAAAUGGCAUUUCGAACACUCACCGCCAAAGCCGCCGCCGAGCUUGACAAAGAGCUCAUGUCCACCGGCGCAUUCUCACUUGACCAAUUGAUGGAGCUCGCCGGGCUCUCCGUAUCCCAAGCCAUCUACCGUCUCCACCCUCCCAGCGCCGGCCGCAAGAUCCUAAUCGCCUGCGGGCCCGGCAACAACGGCGGCGACGGCCUUGUCUGCGCGCGGCACCUGUGGCACUACAAGUACCAGCCGACGGUGUACUACCCGAAGCGGCCAUCCAACGCUUUAUACCAGCGUCUCACGCAGCAACUGGUCGAUCUCGGCGUGCCCUUCACAGAAGACUUCCACGGUGCGUUGAAAGACACGCACCACGUCGUGGAUGCGAUCUUCGGGUUCAGUUUCUCGCCUCCGAUCCGCGAGCCAUUCCCCGCGGUCAUCGCGGCGAUGCGCGAUGCAAAUGUCCCAGUGACGAGUGUGGACGCGCCUAGUGGCUGGGGCGUCGAGACGGGGAUUCCGGAGGAUGGCCCCGCGAAGGGGUUUAUGCCCGAUGCCCUGGUGAGCUUGACCGCGCCGAAGCCGUUGGUUAGGUACUAUAGGGGCAGACAUUUUGUGGGCGGCAGGUUUGUGCCGCCAGGUAUUGCCGAGAAGUAUGGCGUGGAUAUUCCCGAGUAUCAGGGUGUGGAUCAGAUCGUCGAGGUAGGCGAGGUUGCGGAGGGUGAGAAGUUGUGAUGGAGGGUGGGAUGGCUUGAUACUGCUGGUGGAGGCAAUGCACAAUGAGAAUUGGGAUACACGGUGCUUCUAUCACAGCAUACUGGAUUGGGUCAGCGAGCAAGUUGUAGCAGUAAUGCUAAGCAUUUCACAAGCAAAAUCACCUAACGUUAUAUGCGAACAAAAAAUAUCG
Tricharina praecox is the source of this 1000-nucleotide messenger RNA. RefSeq names its product NAD(P)H-hydrate epimerase. Gene Ontology annotation, cellular component: mitochondrion. Gene Ontology annotation, molecular function: NAD(P)HX epimerase activity. Bases 112 to 828 code for a protein of 238 amino acids. The record is from RefSeq and is a predicted model, not a curated record. The transcript is spliced from 5 exons. NCBI's taxonomy places the organism in Eukaryota, Fungi, Ascomycota, Pezizomycetes, Pezizales, Pyronemataceae.